Anopheles cruzii is the source of this 7443-nucleotide messenger RNA. RefSeq lists its product as uncharacterized. Gene Ontology annotation, cellular component: nucleus. The transcript is spliced from 8 exons. Gene Ontology annotation, biological process: regulation of transcription by RNA polymerase II. Gene Ontology annotation, molecular function: RNA polymerase II cis-regulatory region sequence-specific DNA binding; DNA-binding transcription activator activity, RNA polymerase II-specific. The coding region runs from base 1 to 7443 and encodes 2480 amino acids. Lineage: Eukaryota; Metazoa; Arthropoda; Insecta; Diptera; Culicidae. The record is from RefSeq and is a predicted model, not a curated record.
AUGGACGCUGUCGCGCCCGGCAGAGGAGCAGCGGCGGAAGUACUUGAAGCCGCCGCAGCACUACCAAAGGCUCAAAGAGAUGAUGGUAUCGGCGGCGGCCCACCACCUUCAUCAUCGCUGCUCGGUCCAGUCAAGAUGGAGGCAGCGGAAGCUACCACGGAGGAGGAGUUCCCGCCGCCACCCUUCGGCGAGCCAACGGUGGAAGAGAAGGCAAGCAAAAGCAGCGCCACGUCGGUGGUACCUGGUGCUACUACCACCACCGCCACCACCACCGCCACCGCCACAGAGCUAAUACGCUUGGUGAAGGCAAAGGCCGAGUGCUGCGAUAUGGAGGAAGACGACGUAGCAGGUUGUGGUGGUGGUAGCGGCGGUGGAAGCAAAAGCCACCGAAGUAGCACCAGCAGCAGCAGCAGUAGCAGCAGUAGCAGCAGUAGCAGCAGUAGUAGUAGCGGUAGUAGCAGCAGAAAGCAGCGCAGCGACAACCUACACCAACUGACGGACAUGCUGCACCAGCGGAAGUAUCUGAAUAAUGGCGGUGGCGGCGUUGCACUGCUGAACCCGAGCAACAACAACAACAACAACGUAAACGAGCGCGAGGUGGUGAAGGAGGAGGAGGAGGAGGAGCGGGACGAGCAGAUAACACCUCCUGCGGCCGAGGACGACGACGACGAUCAUCGGUUCCGGUGCCCGAUCUGUGGCCAGGUAUCGCGCACCAAGCACGAUUUCACCGAGCACAUCCGUUCGCACAACGCGGCGGCCGCCCGGGAGCCGACGACGGUCAGCUUCAGUUGCAAGGUAUGCGCGAAGGUCCUGUCGUCUGCGUCCUCCCUCGACCGGCACGUGCUGGUACACACCGGGGAGCGCCCGUUCCACUGCAAGCACUGUGCGCUCACCUUCACCACCAACGGUAACAUGCACCGGCACAUGCGCACCCACAAGCAGCAGCAACAACAGCCCCACCCGGCAUCACCCAGUCGGGACAGCGUCGAGAGCGGUGGUGGGCUGCUGGAGCACGAAGAGGAAGAGGAGGAUGAGGAGGAAGCGCAGGAGGAGGAGCUGCCGAUCCAAAACGGUCUGCAGCAGCAGCAGCAGCAGCAGAAGGUGGGCGGCAAACGACGGAAACCCAGCGAUCCGAGCCGGAAGGUGAUCCGGAAGGGUGUCGUGGUGCGUACGACGAUCAACAACAACCACCUACUGGUGGAGCAGCACCAGCAGCAGCAGCAGCACCAGCAGCAACGCUACUGCUGCCCGGUGUGCGAGCGGAUUGACUUCGUCAGCAUGCCUCUGCUGGAGAGUCACCUCGAUCGGGAGCACCCGUCGAUACCGGCCAAGUGUCGGCACUGCGAAACCGUGUUCCGCAGCCACAAGGCCCUGAAUGCGCACCGGUGCAGCAACAACAACUACCAGAACAUCAUGCCCGGCUUCAAGGACCUCACGUUCGUGGACUUCUCGAGCGAGAAGUUUCCGCUGAUAGCGAAGAACCUGUGCGAGCAGAGCAUCCGGACGCCGGUGACGAGCCAGAAGUACGAGUGUGGCCGCUGCUACCGGGCGUUCCCGUGCUCCAAGACCCUAACGAUGCACGCGUCCGACUGUGGUGGUAGUGGCAGCGGAAAGAAGCGCAAGCGCACCCUCAGCAGCAGCGGUGGCGAGUCGUCGGCCACCGAGGAAGAAUCGUCCAGGCGGCCGGCGGCAGCGAGGGCCAUUUUGUUGGACGGGCUAGACGAAGACGUGCACCAGGAGCAGCAGCAGCAGCAGCAGCAGGGUCACCAGUACCAUCAGCAGCAGCGUAAGCAGCAGCAGCAGCACCUGCUCCGUCGCGAUGACUUCUUCGCUAACCUCGACCUACAGAAUCGCUCGAUCGGCGCACUGUCGGAGGCUCCGACGACGCCCUCGUCGCUCGACAAGUCAUUCCCGUCGCCGGUCACGCCGCUCAACUUCAAGCAGGAACCGCUCGGCCUUGGGUCACCCUCAUCCGGCGGCGGCACAGGGACCUCCGUGCCACUGUUCUACCAUCAUCAUCCGGCUGGCGGCGAUACAGCCGCCCUGUUUCAGCAGCAGCAGCAGCAGCAAUAUCACCACAGUCUGCAGGACGGCGGCAAAGAUUUGGCCGACAUUCAGUCCAUCAUCAACGUGGCGUCCUCCGGGGGUGGCAUGUUUAGCCGGCAGCUAGAUAUGGGUGAUGGCGGCGGCGUAGCUGGCGGAGGCGGCAGUCACACGCCGCUCUCUAGUCUACUCGAUGGCGGCGGCUGUACGGCGGCUGACAGGGAAGCCGCCGCCUUGUAUGCCAGCUCCGUGCGCGGUGGUAGCGGCGGCGCUGGCACUGGCGACGAGGAGGAGGCCCAGGAUGCGUUUACGGCUGAGUUUCGGCGCAUGAAGCUGCGCGGCCAGUUCCCGUGCCGGAUCUGCACGGCCGUCUUUCCGAACCUGCGCGCCCUGAAGGGCCACAACCGGUCGCACGUGACGGAGGCGGGCCCGGGGCCGUACCACUGCAACAUGUGCCCGUACGCGAUCGGUGACAAGGCGACGCUGAUCCGGCACAUGCGCACGCACAACGGCGACCGGCCGUACGAGUGUGCGCUGUGUAACUACGCGUUCACGACGAAGGCGAACUGCGAGCGGCACCUGCGGAACCGGCACGGCCGGAGCACCCGGGACGAGGUGAAGCGCGCCAUCAUCUACCAUCCGUCGGAGGACUCGUCGUGCGAGGACCCGAUGAAGAAGCUGCAGCUGUUUAACACGCCGCCGAUCGAGUACGAGCCGCCAUCGCCGGCGGCUUCGUUGGUACGUCAACGGUUGGUCCACACGACGCUGCUGGCGGCUGGUGGCGGCGGCGCCUUGGACGAGCAGCUGAAGGACGAGCCCCAGCACCAUCACCAUCACCACCACCACCACCACCAGCAACGUAGCAGCACGCCCAUCUCGGCGGCUCAGUUGCUGGAGAAGCCGUUGCCGCCGCCGCCUCCGCUUCGGUUUGGUACCAGUCUGCUCGAGGGAGGCGGCUUGUUGUUGCCAGCGGCCGCCGCAUACACUGUCGGCGGCAGCCGAGCGGCGACGGCGGCGGCCGACGGUGACGAUGGUUUGGGGUGUAGUACGCCCGUCGGUACGCCCGAGGCGUACGGGGCGGCGGCCAUAGCCGCCAAGAUACAGGUGAAGAGCUUGGAAAAGCUAAACCAACUGACGCCACCGCAGGACGACGAGCAGCAGGACUUUGACGAGAUGCCGGAGGAGGAAGACGAUCACCAGCAGCAGACUUCGUCAUCGUACCGUUCGCGAAAGCAACACCAGCACAACCAUCCACAGCCGCCCCCGAAGGUCGCAGACCACCACUCAGCCUCCGUGGCGGCGGCCGCGUCCAGUCAGCGGCCGAUCGACCUGAGCAUGGACGCACUCGACCUCAGCAAGAAGCCUGUCGUCCCACGAGCGGCGCCCACGUCGUUCGAUGAGGAGGACGAUGAGGAAGGCGAGGAGAGGCGGCUGACGGGAGGGGGGGUGUGCCAUCCACAGUCAAGUCAAGCGACGACAGUCAAGAAGUGCAACGGCGGCGCCGAGCACGACGGAGAACUGGAUGAAGAGCAGGUGGCUGCGGAGGAGGAAGAGGAGGAGGAUGGCGAGGAAGGGGAUGGGGAUGGGGAGGACGACCGGGAUGGGGAGACUGAUGAAGGUAAACGGCGUCGGCGGCACCGGCAGCAGCAAGGACUCGAGGCGACAGAUGACGAUCUGCUGUAUAGCAAGCUGUCCGGGUUGCAGGCGGCGGCUCACCAUCAACAGCAGCAGCAGCAACAGCAGCAGACACAGCAGCAGCACCACCACCAGCAACAGCAGUUCCAGCUCCUUAACGAAGCGUUCUCGAAGCUGGACCAGGUGAACUUUCUGCAGCUGUACCAGCUCUGCACCCAGCUGAGCUCGCUGCAGCUUCCGGCGGCGUUUUCGGCGCCACUGCACGCCGCAGCCGCCGCCUCGCCGUUCCUACAGAACCCGCUGCUGGUGGCGGCCGCGGCCGGACCAGCGGCCACCGUUGCCGCGCUUGGCGAGCUGUUCGGCAGCGGCAGCAGCACUGAGUACGGCGGCGGCUUAAACCCGAUCCCGAACCUGGCGGCUGUGGCUGCGGCAGCAGCAGCCGCCGCCGCCGCUGCUACUGCUGGCGGUGGCGGCGUUGGCAGUAGCCUUCACCAGCAGCAGCACCAUCACCAUCACCACCACCACGGUCACCUGACGGCUGCUCAGCACCACCGACACCACGCUGGCAGUGGUUUUGUCGGUGUCACGUCGGCGGCUAGCGGCAACCCGGCGGCUGCCGGUGGCGGCCCAGUCAAGAUGGUCAUCAAGAACGGGGUGCUCAUGCCGAAGCAGAAGCAGCGACGCUACCGGACCGAGCGCCCCUUUGCCUGCGAGCACUGUUCCGCCCGCUUCACGCUCCGGUCCAACAUGGAGCGUCACAUCAAGCAGCAGCACCCUCAGUUCUGGUCCCAGCGGCAGCGCGGCGGCGGUGGUGGCCACUACCUGAUGCGCCGCGGUAGCAGCGCCGGGGCUUCGCCUGCCUCGUCGGGCGGUCAGGUGCCGGCGGCGGCUCCUACAACAGUCGCAGCCGCCGUCGGUUCACUAGCCGCCGCCCUGCAAGGGGCAGUCUUUGGAAAGGCGGCCGUUGAUCAUCACGACGGUGACUCGACCAGUCCGCAGGCCAAGUACGCGGCCAUGUUGGCGCAGCACUCCACCGCCAAGACGGCGGCUGAUGGCGGCGGCCAUCAUCCACUGCUCAAGACCAUGAUCGCCCAGGGCAGCAACGACAAUGGCGGAAGUGAUCCAGCAGCAGCUGAAAUCCAUUGGAUGUCCCUGGGCAAGGGCCACAGGAGCCACCGAACGCCAACACCGACUCCGGUGGCGUACCAACACCACCAACAUCGCUCCCCAAAUCGACGUCCGUUGCAGGCGACGAAAGCCGAGGAAGACCGGGCAGAUCAGGGCGGCGAGCAGCUCUACGGCGAUCGAACGCCACAGCAGCACCACAACCAGCGUGCGCAGCGAUACCGCCGCCGGCGUCUACAGCCAGAGCUCGACCAGCUCGAUCAAGAUCCAGCCCGGAAGCUGCAACUUCCGGAAGAGGACCAGCUGGACCACCACCAGCAGCAACAGCAGCAGCAGCGCCUUCAGAAGGAGCCUCCGGAGACCGAUCAAGACGAGGAAGACGAAGAAGACGACGUGCAGCUCGUGAUCGACGAGGAGUUCGCUAGUAGUGGUGCGGACUUGAACUCGUCGGUCCCGUCGACAGCAGCGGCUGCUCCUGACGUCGCCUCAGCCGACUCUGAUUCCGAGGAGCACGAUCCUGGCACCAUCAGCACGAUCCUCAAGCAAAAGCUAGAUACGCCACUGACAGUAGCCGCUUCCAACAGCGCACCGGUGGACGGCAGCGCAAUCGGUGGUGGUGGUGGUGGUGUGGCCGACGAAAGCGGAAACGAUCUGGUGCCGGUGGCUAAGCUGCUGGACGACAUGAACCAUCCAUCGUUGGAGAACUACUUCAGCAGACCGGAGGUGGUUCCGUUGGCGCAGGACCACAGCGACGAAGAGGGCCUGGUGGCAUCCGGUUCGGCCUCGGAGAGCAACAACUCCGGCACGGACGACCCGAACCCGUCGGCAGUGGCCCUUUUGGAGCAGCAGAAGAAGAAGUCGGCCUACAGCCUGGCCCCUAACCGGGUCAGCUGCCCCUACUGCCAGCGGAUGUUCCCGUGGUCGAGCUCGCUCCGGCGCCACAUCCUCACCCACACCGGCCAGAAGCCGUUCAAGUGCUCCCAGUGCACGCUCCUGUUCACCACCAAGUCGAACUGCGACCGGCACCUGCUGCGCAAGCACGGUGACGUCGCCUCGGCCGUCUCGAUUCCGGUGCCGAUCGACGAUCUGCUCGACCCGAAACCGGAACCGAUACCGGUGGCCGUCGCCGAGGCCAUGUGCAAGAAGACCAGUAGCGGGGGUAAAAGUGCCAGCAGCAGCCAGCCUUCUGCUUCGGAACCGGCCGAAGAGAAGAGCUCCCCGCCGUCACUGCGGAAGCGUGACCAUACUGCUGUCACCAGCACGACGCCUACGACACCAACGACGCAGCAAAAGGCGGCACCAGUUGUGACCGAAAGUGAACCUAACAGCGAGACCUGGUCACAGCAACAACCGCUACCGGAAACCAGACGUCGUAGCAGCCUGCUCAAGCAAGUCGAUGAGGAGGAACGAGCCUGGAAUCAUCAGCAGCAGAACGCCGCCACUGAGUUAGUCAUGGGACGGCCAGAAAAGAAACGCUCGGCUGCCACCCUGGUGGGGGGCUCUGAAGUGGAGGCGAAAAGAUGGCGCCUUCAGGAUAAGGAGGGCGGCGAUCGUGAUCACCACCUACCGUCCGACGCACCCCUUACUGCUGGGGAACAACAGCAACCGCAGCAGCACGCCCCCCGGGGCAUCAUCAAGCAGGAACCGUCCGAUCCGGAGGAAAUGGAUGACGAUGAUGACGACGACGAUGACGAUGACGAGGGCGGCGAGGAAAGUGAUGAGGAUGGUAGGCGGCGCAGGCUGCGGCACGAGCAGCAAGGGGUUGUGGAUGACGACGGCGGUGGGGGGCCAAUGGAUCAGCUCGCGUUCAAGUGUCACCUGUGUGACAGUUCGGCCACCGAUCGGGACGCGUGUCUCGAGCACAUCAAACAGAGCCACCCGCACGACUUUACCGCGCUGAUGAUGAAGGCUUCGCCCGAGGUAGCAUCGGCAGACAGUGAGGCAGCGGACGAUGAAGAGAACGGUGGCGGUGGCGGUGGCGGCGGCGGCGGAGCCGGUGGACCCGUGUCCCGGCUCAACGACAAUAACAACAGUAGCAGUAGCGGCAGCAACGGUGGUGGCAAGUAUCCAGACUAUGCCAACAGGAAGGUUGUCUGCGCAUUCUGUUUGCGUCGCUUCUGGUCGACGGAAGACCUGAGACGGCACAUGCGAACGCACACCGGCGAGCGGCCCUUCCGAUGCGACGUCUGCAGCCGGCGGUUCACGCUCAAGCACAGCAUGCUGCGACACCAGAAGAAGCACUACAACGCCCACGAUGAUGCUGAUGGUGCUGAUCGUUACAGCCCCAGCACCACUCCAGCGACCGCGACCAUUUGCCAUAGCUUGCUGGUGCGUCCACACAGCGCACUGCGACGGGUCGCGACCGCUGAAUCCCGACGCCCAUCGCCAACGGCGGCCAACAACGGAGGAGCUGGGUCGGAACUCAGCGAUGAAGAGUACGCCUCGUCUAGGUCGCGGUCACCACCACCGACCACCACCACCACCACCACCAACAGUAGCAUCAACGGUGGGGAGAAGCAGCAGCACGGCACCUCCGAGCUGAUCGGCAACCUGCUGGGCAUCAGCGACCAGGGCAUCCUGAGCCGGGUGUUACAAUCGUCAGCGUCCGAGGCAGCCAAGCUACUCGGUGUCAACAAGUGA